AUGACGGUUGUCGAUCCCAGACUCUUCCCACAACGGGUGCGAUAUGCCGCCCUGCUCACCGUCAAUGUAUAUGUUUUCAUGGGAAACAUGUACUCGUCGGGAAUCACGACCGGAUUCGGGUCUCUGGCGAUGGCUUUCCAUGCCGACAAUGACAUGCUAUCGGCUCUAGUCACUUACUCCGUGCUGGCCAUGGGCUUGGCCAAUUUGUUCUGGAUGCCCCUUGCCCUGUGCUUUGGGAAGCGUCCCAUGGUCCUCCUCUCUAUGGCGAUGUUUUUGGGUGGUCUCAUUUGGAGCGCCGUCGCCCAGACCUACAACAGCCUGCUUGCCUCGCGAAUCUUUGCCAGUUUCGGAUAUGGUGCUAUUGAAUCUCUUGGACCUAGCAUCCUCGCAGACCUCUUCUACGAGCGAAACUAUUCCAGUGCGAUGGCCGUUUACGCUGGAUUCCUGUCAGGUGGUUCCCAGAUUGGACCAAUGAUCGCUGGCUACCUCAUUGAGGCCCGUGGCUGGCGCUGGUUCUUCAUUCUCUGCGCCAUCAUUGCCGGAGUCAACUUCUUGACUACCAUCUUCAUGCUGCCAGAGACCAUCUAUGAGACCGAUGAGGAGGAACUCCCAGAGCAACCCGAGGAAAUCGAAAAGGAUGCUCAUAGCCACCUGGAGACCAUCCCUACAAGAUCCCAGGUCGGCGACCGUGCCAGCAUGGACUAUGGUGAAUACUUCAAGGGCCUUUUCACCGUCAGCCUCACCAAGGGGGCCAAGAAGAAGGGCGUGUUCAAGUUCUUCACCUAUCUCUUCGUGCUUCCUUUCCCGUUACUGCUGAUCCCCGGUGUGUUGAUCGCCUCGAUCAUGUACGGCGUUGUCCUUGGCGGUGUCGUCGCCGUCUCCACACUCGCCCCUGCUCUGCUCUCCGCACCUCCAUACCUCUUCUCCUCCUCUGAACUUGGCCUCUUCAUGCUUAGCAGCUUCAUUGGCAUCGUGGUCGCCUGGCCCGUCGCCGGUCCCUUGACCGAUCUCCUCUCCCGCUGGCUCCGCAAGCGCAACAACAACGUCCACAAGCCCGAGCACCGUCUGCCCGCGCUGAUCCUCCCCUUCCUCGUCUGCCCCAUUGGUCUGGUUAUCUUCGGAUAUACCAUCGCCCGGGGAGAGCACUACGUCAAGCCCGCCGUGGGUGCGGCCAUUUCUGCCGCCGGUCUGACUUUGGUCCCCUCGGUCAUGCUGUCAUAUGUCGUGGACUCUUACCCCCGGACUAGUGGCGAGGCACUUGUGCUGGUCAAUGCUUCCAAGAAUGUGGUUGCAUUUGGAUUGGCCACGGGCGCGUAUUCUUGGAUGGGUAAGGAGGGAGUCGCCAAGAUGUUCUAUGAGUUUGCUGGUGUUCAGUGGGCAUGCCUCUUCCUGGCCUUGCCACUGUACAUUUGGGGACCGGCCCUGCGGGCUCGCACCCAGAAAUUGUUCUAG
Molecule: messenger RNA, 1452 nt
Organism: Penicillium subrubescens
Lineage: Eukaryota; Fungi; Ascomycota; Eurotiomycetes; Eurotiales; Aspergillaceae
Product: putative MFS transporter
Exons: 5
Coding region: 1-1452 (483 amino acids)
Biological process (GO): transmembrane transport
Molecular function (GO): transmembrane transporter activity
Source: RefSeq, a predicted model, not a curated record